This is a messenger RNA of Eupeodes corollae, 1250 nucleotides long. RefSeq names its product protein obstructor-E. The transcript has 2 exons. The record is from RefSeq and is a predicted model, not a curated record. Gene Ontology annotation, cellular component: extracellular region. Gene Ontology annotation, molecular function: chitin binding. NCBI's taxonomy places the organism in Eukaryota, Metazoa, Arthropoda, Insecta, Diptera, Syrphidae. The coding region runs from base 202 to 1110 and encodes 302 amino acids.
UCCAACAGGUGCCAUCAGUCGUAGUUCUGCAUCCGUGAGUUUAACACUCGCAACACACGCUAAAAAAGAGAGCAGUUUUUUUUCGCGGAAAAAAAACAAAAACUUUAGUUUUAGUAUCAUUUUGGGUGAAUUUUAACAAACUUUUUCGCCCGUAAAGUGUGAAACCAUUUAUUAAAAGUUUGCAUAAAUUUAAUAAAUAUCAUGACGAGGAUUGUACUUAGUUUUGGAUUAUGCUUGGCACUUUGUGGAGCCUUAGCUCUAUCAGCAAGUUGCUCGGGAAAGAAUGAACGGUUCCCUGUUCCCGGCCAGUGUGAUGCUUAUGUGGAAUGCGUUAAUGGUCAGCAGGUAGAGAUGCUCUGUCCCGAUGGUUUGUUGUUCAACGAGAAAAGCAGUGGAUAUCCCUGUGGUUAUCCAAUCGAUGUUACCUGUGAGCAGAGAACUAAACUUCAAACAGCUCAACCAACCGACGAUUGCCCACAUCAAUUUGGAUACUAUCGUUUGGGUGACAAAAGCAAUUGUGGAACAUUCAAAAAUUGUGCCUCCGGUGUUGCUCAUGUUUUGGAAUGCCCUGAGGGGUUGGCCUGGAAUUCAGAAACAUACCAAUGUGAUUGGCCAGAUCUAGUGGCUGAUUGUGAUGCUGAAGCCUUUUUGGGUUUCAAAUGUCCACAAGUUGCCAAGUCAAACCUUUUGGGUGACGAAGAAUACCGGUUCUAUAUCUCACCAAGAGAUUGCUCCAAAUACUUCAUCUGCAUCAAUGGAUCACCUAGAAUAAACAGCUGUGGAGAGGGAUACGGUUUCAAUCCAGACAUUAAUGCUUGUGAUGGUUUUGAAAAUAUCACCUGCAGUGGAUCAGUUAGGAAUGCCGUAAAGCCAGAGAAAAUAAAUACCGAACCAAGUUCAUUCCCUCAACGGCAACAAUCGAACAAUUAUCAAUCGUCAAAUAACUACCAACAGCCGGCUAAGCUACAAGCACAAAAACCCGGCCAAUACAGUGCCUUCCAACAACAACCCCAACGAGGUGCUUACCAACAACAAGGAGCCUAUCAGCAACAAAAACCUUACCAACAACAGCAAUCCUUCCAGAACUCCGGUCGUCCAAAUUAUGGAUAAAUCUUAUGGAUUCAUAACUUUAAGAAGUUUUUUGUAAAAUUAAUUAUGUGUUGUUUAUUGUAAUUUUAAUUUGUGUGUCAGUAAUAUCUAGUCUUUGGAAGCCAUAGUUCAAUAAAAAGAAACAUUUAAUUAGCUUCAAA